This is a messenger RNA of Fusarium redolens, 1320 nucleotides long. RefSeq lists its product as uncharacterized. NCBI's taxonomy places the organism in Eukaryota, Fungi, Ascomycota, Sordariomycetes, Hypocreales, Nectriaceae. The transcript has 5 exons. The record is from RefSeq and is a predicted model, not a curated record. Bases 1 to 1320 code for a protein of 439 amino acids.
AUGGAGUCACGCAGUAUCCGAGCUGCCUUACCGGCAUUCGUGCUUUUGUUCCUGCUAAGUUUGGUCGAACUGAUCAACGACACCACGGUAUCAGCACGUAAUCCGCACUGGCGACCUGGAUUUUGGGAUGCCGGUACCGCAAGAGUGAUCGUGACACAAGUAUCCAAUAUGUCAAGCGCCUACAUACUCGCCUCCUCUCUCCGCACACUGUCGCCCCAUGAGGCCAUCAGAUUGAAUAUUGGGAGCAUUCUUCUUGCAACUAUUGCCACAUAUUCAAGCUGUUUCAUUACUGUCCUGGCCCAACUUCUCGGUCCCAUUCUGGUCGCUAGACUCUCACGGCGCAGUUCCCACUGGCCUGAACUUAUGGCCGGAAUUUUGUGUCUUACUGCAGGUGGCAUCGCUAUGUUCCUCGACAGCACGAACUACGCUACACAAGAGCUGAGCCAAGAUGAGUGUGGUUCUGUCACAGAUACCUUGUUGUCCAGCAGGCGGUAUUCUCACGAAGGUAGCAGCCAUCCAGAUGAUGGGGUUGUAUCUCCCGUGGGGCUUCUGAAGAUAUGCCUGGGUCUUAAGGCGCCCCCGAGAGAGAAAGUCCUGGCGUUUACCCCUUGGAUCUUUUUCUUCAUUGCUAUUUCUCAAGCAUCUCGGCCCCUUUUUGCAACAUAUGCACAGCUAAGAUGCGGUUUGAGUCCUACAGAGCGAACUUACCUUGCAGCCAAGGCCGACAAUUUAUGGCUUCUUAGAAGCGAGAUAAGCCUGUUCAUCUUCGGCGUCCUCUUACCCUGCCUGAUUUCUAUGGAAGGGCAUACGAGGUUAUUUUCCAACAUCAAUUUAACUAUCGGUAGAUACAGUGUGAUCUUGAUGGCCUUGGGCGCGAUCAUGAUCAGUGUAUCAGACUCAUCGCUUUCCAUUACCAUCGGUUCGUGUUUUCUAGACUUCUUAAACAAUCUUAUUGACGACAAUGAAGGCCUUAGUAUCAAUACCUUUGGCGUAUCAUCAAACCUCAGUCUGCUUUGCUUCAUAGCCAACCGUCUCCCGGGCUCUGCGGUAGGGCCUGUCCUGAUGUCCUUCGCACUAUCCGAGAGCGUGGGAUCAUUGGUCGGUAUUGUGAUUAUCUAUCCAACUUACCAAUGGAGCAUAGACGAAAAAACGCCAUUCUAUGCUGGGAGUCUCCUUUACGUCUUUUGCGGCGUGAGUUCACGACGUUUGUGCGAACAUGUAGUGAAAUACUACAGUGCAUCCGUGCUGGUUGAUGGUAAGCUGAGACGUAUAGAUGACUACAUCUUUGCACAUGCAACGAAUUCUGGAAGGUCAAAGUAA